CCUUGCAGAUGACCAACCCAAGUCCUCGAGCGCCGGGCGCAGCUGCGACACGCGCAACGCGUCUGCGAGCGAUGGGCCUAUAAGAACCGCGUCGCUCGUCGCCUCCUCCAUCGAUCUCCUGCUGUGUUCUCGCACAUCCAAGCUACAGCUCACAAGUCGCACGAGCUUCCCGGUCCAGUAUGGCAUCGAGAGCCAGCGCCUCUACUGCCCUCGUACUCCUCGCGCUGCUGCUCUCGUGCGCCGCCAUGAGCGGCGCGGCGCGGAGGCUGGAGGAGGAGGAGGAGGCGCCCAAGGAGGAAGAGGAGUUCCCGCCGCACCUGCCCGUGCCGGAGCUGCCGAUUCCGAAGCACGAGCUGCCUCCGUUCCCGGAGGUGCACCUGCCGCCGUUCCCCGAGGUCGACCUGCCGCCGAAGCCCGAGCUGCCGGAGGUGGAGCUGCCGCCGAAGCCCGAGAUCCCCGCCGUUCCCGAGUUCCACUUCCCAGAGCCUGAGGCUAAGCCAUGAUUGCAAAAUUCGGCUGCGUAUUGGUCAUGUGUGUCAGUGUGUGUGCCAAUUCUGUCCGUGUGUACUUGCUACUUGUGAUGUCCCAUGUACUGAUGCCAUGAUGCGUGGUGAGAGUCCUUGUGUGUUUAUCAAUAAAAGGCUCGUCGAUGUUUUUUCUUCGAUAACCAAA
Messenger RNA from Panicum virgatum (switchgrass), 672 nucleotides. RefSeq names its product protein PELPK1-like. Lineage: Eukaryota; Viridiplantae; Streptophyta; Magnoliopsida; Poales; Poaceae. Bases 180 to 503 code for a protein of 107 amino acids. The transcript has a single exon. The record is from RefSeq and is a predicted model, not a curated record.